UUUUAAAUCAUGGGUCAAACACAGAGUGAGGGAGAAACGGAAGUGACUCUUCAAAACAUCCAAGAACUUUACCGUAAGUUUGCGAGUGAAUGUCCAAGUGGAAAUCUGCACCUGCACGAAUUCAAGAGGAUCUUUGGAAUCAACAGCAGCUCCACAGAGGAAGAAGUGGCCUACAUGGAAAACGUUUUCCGAUCCUUUGAUACCAACAGGGAUGGUCACAUAGACUUCAUGGAAUACGUCGCAGCGCUGCAUCUGGUGCUUCGUGGGAAACUCGAGGACAAACUGAGAUGGUCUUUUAAGGUUUACGACAGAGAUGGAAAUGGCUGUCUGGACAAACAGGAAGUGAAACACAUUGUUACAAUCAUCUCCAAAUUAAAGAGGCAAAGCAAUCCAGGUGACACGGUGAACAUCGAAGAAAUUUGUGAGAGAAUAUUUGAACUGGUGGACAAGAAUCAUGACAGUCGCAUUUCUUUGGAGGAGUUUAUCGAAGGGGCUGAGAAGGACCCCUGGGUGAUGGAGCAGCUCAAACUGGACAUCGGGCCCUGUGGGUGGUUCAUGGAACAGCAGGAGAAGAAACCCUGA
Molecule: messenger RNA, 582 nt
Organism: Acanthopagrus latus (yellowfin seabream)
Lineage: Eukaryota; Metazoa; Chordata; Actinopteri; Spariformes; Sparidae
Product: guanylyl cyclase-activating protein 2-like
Exons: 4
Coding region: 10-582 (190 amino acids)
Biological process (GO): visual perception
Cellular component (GO): photoreceptor inner segment; cone photoreceptor outer segment
Molecular function (GO): calcium sensitive guanylate cyclase activator activity; calcium ion binding
Source: RefSeq, a predicted model, not a curated record